Messenger RNA from Oikopleura dioica, 2742 nucleotides. NCBI's taxonomy places the organism in Eukaryota, Metazoa, Chordata, Appendicularia, Copelata, Oikopleuridae. The record is from the annotation of a GenBank genome assembly.
AUGAAAAGUUUGGAGAAACUCAAUAUCGAACACAACCGAAUAACGUCCCUCGAGCCCGGAAUGUUCCGAGAGCUCAAUCAUCUCAACGAGUUGGAAAUCGACGGCAACCCAUUUCUAUGUGACUGCGAUCUAAAACCCUUCACAAAUUUUAUUUCUGGAAGGUUUUCGCUAAAAGAAAUGCCCAAGGCAAGCUGCGCGAGUCCUCAGCAAAGACAGUCGAUGAACAUUAUUGAAGGGGUCAGUCUCGCCGAUUGCGAAGAGCAAGUUGUUCCUCUUGUCCAAGCCCUCCAAGAUGCUUUUCGAAGAAAGCCUUCUGAUGUGACUGUUCCUUUUGGGGCACCAGUAUUUUUUCCCUGCGCCGCUGAUCAUCAAAUUACCUGGUCAAAAGACGGAAUCGAUAUUGAAGCUUCAGACCGGGUUAAAAUAACAUCUGUUGGUCUUGAGAUACCAAAUGUGGUCUUCGAUGAUUCAGGCGUCUACGAAUGUUCAGUGAGAACUUCGGAAGGAAAGCUUACUGCUUCUGGAACUCUAAAAGUUCUCUCUUGGCCGGUUUUGCUCUCUGAUAACAACCAAAAGCUAGAAAAAUAUCUCGGUGGAGUGAUUGUUAUUACCUGCAAGUUUGUUUCGAAUCCAAGAGCCACUGUUACCUGGCUCAAAGAUGGCCAGAGACUAAAACGAUCUAAAAGAGUGAGAAUAACCGGCUCUGUUAAUAGAUAUACAGUCGAAUCGACGCUGAAAAUUUACAGAGCGGGCGAUACCGUCGAAAUCCCUUGCGAUGUCUUCGGUGAUCCUUUUCCAAGCAUGUGGCUAUCAAAAGACCAACAGAAGAUCAUUUCUGGCGGGCGUUACUCUGUUAUUGAUAAGAAACUGAUCAUUUUUGAAGCAAGAGAAGAAGAUGCAGGUCUUUACAUUUGCAAUGGACGGAAUUACGCCGGGCUUCAAUCAAAGCCAAUAGAAGUUAUUUUUAAAAGAAGCACUUCCACAAACCGUAUCGCUGAGAGAAUCCACGAUUUUGGCCUAAUGGGAGGACCCGAAAUCGAACAAAUCGUAGUCACAGCAGCUGCAAAUGUACGAAAAGCUGUCAAUCAAACCAUCGCCCGUCUCAAAAAAGACUCAUCAACUCCAGAAGUACCUGUUCGUACCCUCUUCGCUUUAGCAAAAUUUCCUUCUCGCCCCGGGCUGAAAAAAGCAGUAGCAGCUGAGAUCUUUGAAGAAACUGUUCGACUUGCUCUUGAUAACUUGGAGCCAGAAAAGUUUGAUCCUGAUGCAGAGAUCAAAAAAGUUGCUAAUCAUUUGACAGAGCAAGAUAUCAACGAUCUCCGGGAACUUGCCGGUUGUGAUGAGCAUCAACUUGUGCCAAACUGCGAGGAGAAUAUGUGCUUUCAUAAGAAGUAUCGAACUGUUGAUGGUCUUUUAGUUGAUUCCUUCUCUCGUCGUGAGCAAAUCAACUCAAUAACUUCCUUCAUCGACGCAUCGAAUGUCUACGGCUCUGACUUAGAAAAGGCAAAUUAUCUUCGAAUGGAUAACGAUCCUCUCGGAAGAUUGAAAACGCGAACUGAAGAAUAUCCAAAAGGAAUGCUCCCGUUUUCUGGCCCCGCGAAUGCUGCUUCUGUUGAAAUGGAUUGUCGGGGAAUAAUUGAGCAUGUUCCAUCAGAAGAAGCUAGAACGGCUUGUUUUAUGGCAGGCGAUGCUCGUGCAAAUGAACAAAUUGGCCUUACAACGAUGCAUACGAUUUUCUUACGCGAGCACAAUCGAAUCGCCUGGCGUCUUCAUGAAAUUAACCCACAUUGGUCUGGCGAAGAGAAAUAUCUUGAGAGCAGAAAAAUCAUCGGCGCGAUCAUGCAAAAAGUAACAUACUCAGAAUGGCUGCCGAAAAUUCUCGGCGAGGAGGGUAUGAAAAAACUCGGCAAUUACACUGGCUACAAUCCAACAGAAAAUCCCUCCGUGACGAACGUUUUUGCUACUGCUGCGUUUCGCUUUGGCCACAGUCUCAUCAAACCAGUGGUGAAAAGAUUGGAUGAAAAUCUUCAGCCUCACAGGCAAUACGGUGACCUUCCGCUGUACAAGGCAUUUUUCAAUCCUUACCAAUUGUUCAAACGAGGAGGAAUCGACCCGAUUAUCCGAGGGCUUGUUUUUACUGGAAGCAAAGAUAAACGAAUGGAACUUAAUGGUCCCAUGAAUCCUCAGCUAAUAGAGAGGCUAUUCGAGUCUUCAGACAGAGUAGCGCUUGAUUUAGGUGCUCUGAAUAUCCAACGAGGCAGAGAUCACGCGCUUCCAUUUUACGCUGAGUGGCGUGAGCACUGUGGCUUGGCGCCUUUGUCAGACUGGAACGACUUACGAAAUGAGUUUGAUACAGAUGUGAUAGAUAAAUUUAAGUUAUUAUAUUCAAAUGUGGAAUAUAUAGAACUGUUCCCGGCGCUUGUUUUGGAGAAGACUAUUCCCGGGACAAGAACCGGCCCUACAUUACAAUGUCUUUUGGUAGAUCAAUUUAAAAAGUUGAGAAGCGGAGAUCGAUUUUGGUAUCAAAGGCCCGGUGAAUUCAGCCCGCAACAACUCCGAGAAAUAGAAAAGACAACACUUGGACGAAUUUUCUGUGAAAAUGGCGAUGCGAUUUCCAAAAUGUCCACCAACGUCUUCCUGAUGAGCUCCUCUCAAGUUCCAUGCGAGCAUCUUCUGGAACACAGCUCGCUCGAUUUAGAAAAAUGGACCGAUACUUGUGAACAUAAAAUAACUGUGCAAUAA